GCCGGGAGAGGUUUCCUCAUGUUUCAGGACACGCGGUGUGGAGCUCGCGUCAGCCUUUCCCCACGCGUGGCUGCACGGCCCAGGGCUCCACCCGGCGCCACGUUCCUCUGCCGGUUCCGGCGAUCCUUGGAAAGCUGCUUUUGGGGUGGCCGGGUUCUGGCGUCAGAGCCUCCCGGAGCUGCCGUGGUCCCGGAACCGGCAGCCAAAGCUUUCACCUGAAACCGGGCCGGUUGCCUGCCUUCUGCCAGUGCAGAGCCAGCCCAGAAAGGCUUCCCGGGACACGCGUGGGCUUCUCCUCCCAGCCCGAGCCGGUGGCGUGGCCUGGCCAGGCUGGAGGACACCCCACGCUUGGCAGAAGCAGGAGCACGUCCCCAAAAGAGGGGUCAGCAGGGUCCCGGCUGCCACACUGCACACGUGUGUGUGGGGAACAAUGGGUCUGGGGUCUGGCUGCGUGGAAGCAGGUGACUCCGGGAAGGGAAAAGGGAGAAUUCCGUGGAGUGCUGCUCAGACUCCCUGUUUUUCUUCUCCCUCAUAUUUUUUUUGUCCUUCUUGAGUAAUUUGAAACUAGCAGCGUCUGUUUAAAUACUGAUACAAAACAGCUUCCCAGCAGUGAAAGAUUGCAUGUGUUGUUUGUUUCUUGUGUUUUGUUUUUGGUGGGUUUCUUUUUUUUUUUAAAUCCCUGUGGUAUUUUUAAUUUUCUCAAAGUAGUCCCAGAUCUGUUGGCUUUUCUCGUUAACAUUAGUGGGAGCUUUGGUCAAAGUAGUUUUGAUUCCUUGUUGUGCUUUAAGCCUUGUAAAAACAGUCCAGGAGGUAGAGAGGCUGGAGCGUGGAUGCAUUUGGAGCAGUGUUUUUCCCGUUGCCUCACUGCCCACCCCCAUGCUGUGCUGGUGUGCCCCAGGGUCAACAGCAGCCUGUCCAGCGAUGAGCUCCUGGUGGAAGACUUGGAGACAGAAGGAGAAAGGCAGCUGAAGAGCCUCCUUCACCACCAGCUUGAUACUACAGCCUCCAUCGAGCAGUGCAAGUCAAAGCGGAGAUGUUUUGCUCCUGCAGCUUUUUACAAGCCUUUUGGGGAAGAGGCUGCAGGGGCUUUGACCCUGUCACAGUUCCAGGCCCUGCAGGAGAGCGACAAGGAAACCGCCUCUCUCCGGGAGCUGGGGCUCUCCGACUCAGAGAUCCUGCUUUGGAAGAACAGGGCUUCAACAGGGAAGGGCUCUGGGCUGGGAGCAGCCCCAGAGGCCACGCAGGACCGACUCCAUGCCAUCCAGGAGAAGAUGGAAGAACGUCAGCGCAUCCUGGCUCUGCCCCAGAGGUUUGCUGGCAGCAAGCAGCUGAGCCGGAGGGAGAUGGAGAUUGAAAACGCCCUCUUCCAGGGAACAGACCGUCACUCCUUCCUCCGGGCACUCUACCACCAAGAUGACACUCAGAAGAAGGUAACAGAUGAAAAGGACCCCAUGGUUCAUCUGGAGAGUGUUUACCACGAGCUGCUGAGCAAGAAGUGGCCUGAAGAAGUCCAGCCUACCAAGAGUGACCCAUGCUUGUGCCCUUCCCUGGAUGCACAGAGGCCUGUGGCUGAGGACUCAUCACUUCCUGACCAAGAAAAGCAGGCAGAACAGGCAAGAAGUCCCAGUCUUCCUGCAACAAGGCGCCACCAGUCCCCUCCGAGGCAUGUGAUCAUCAAAGAUCCUGUAGAGUUUGUCCCAGAGGAGGAGAUCUGCAAGAACCGUCUCUCAGAGGAAGAACUCCAGCAUAUACCCAGGUUCUCAUCCUACCAUCCUGGGGAGCCCAGCAAGGUGCUGUAUUUGAAGAACCUGGGCCCUCGAGUGGUGAUGAAGGACCUGGUGUCCUUGUUUGCUCGCUUCCAGAAGGAGGACAGCCCACCGAUCCAGUUCCGCCUCCUGAGUGGCCGGAUGAGGGGUCAGGCUUUCAUCACCUUCCCUGAUGUUCAGUCGGCCCAGGAUGCCAGGCUCCUGCUGAACGGGUACAAGCUGCAGGGAAAGCCACUGGUGAUUGCAUUUGGGAAAAGCAAGGGACAUUUGCCAGAGGCUGACUCUGCCAUCCCCCACUCCUCUGCUGGAGAGAACCCCCCUGCCAAGUAAGGGGUGGAUAAUUGGGAACCUUGUGGAUUUGCAUGGGCCAUGGGAACAUCUUGGUUGUAACUGGCACAGUGAGGGACUGUUGGGAGUUAAUGUGCAGGUCCAUAAAUGUCAAAUGGGAAAGGGAGAGAGCUGGGGACCAGACUCUUCCUUGAGAGUGAUGGGCACUGUCUUUACACUGUUGGGGUGUACUGGCUUUUUCCUCCUGUUCUACGUGUGUCUGCCUUCUCAGCCCCUUGUGGCAAGGAGGGAGGAAGCCAUGUAAAUAAAUGUAUUUAUUAUUGUA
This is a messenger RNA of Apus apus (common swift), 2379 nucleotides long. RefSeq names its product RNA binding motif protein 41 (gene RBM41). Gene Ontology annotation, cellular component: U12-type spliceosomal complex. The record is from RefSeq and is a predicted model, not a curated record. Bases 831 to 2096 code for a protein of 421 amino acids. NCBI's taxonomy places the organism in Eukaryota, Metazoa, Chordata, Aves, Apodiformes, Apodidae. Gene Ontology annotation, biological process: mRNA splicing, via spliceosome. The transcript has 6 exons. Gene Ontology annotation, molecular function: pre-mRNA intronic binding; U12 snRNA binding.